Molecule: messenger RNA, 774 nt
Organism: Coccidioides immitis RS
Lineage: Eukaryota; Fungi; Ascomycota; Eurotiomycetes; Onygenales; Onygenaceae
Exons: 4
Coding region: 1-774 (257 amino acids)
Biological process (GO): mycotoxin biosynthetic process
Source: RefSeq, a predicted model, not a curated record
AUGUACUCGCCCGAAAAGAUGACCGAUUCUUCCAGUGAAGAUGAGGUAAACACCUCAUUGCUGUCGAAUGGAAAAGUUCCAAAAAGAGUCGCUUCACGAUACUUGAAGACGAGAAUUGUCCUUUCGGUCUUCAUGGGGUUGUUGCUCAUUAUUUUGGCCUUAGUUGUGGUUUUAAUCAGCAUCAAUCUGGAAAUCAGAUGGCGCGUUCAUGACAAUAAGCCGGGGGUACCUAUGACCCCAAUUCCUGAGUUUCCAAUAGAGACAGUAAUGUUCGGACCAGACGAUGUAUACACUGGUCCUCGAUCGGAAAAAAGCGAUGCGGCCUGGGAAGCGUUGGCUGGCCCUACAUCAUCUCGUAACCCAUGGUCACAGCAGGGCUUCAUUUUGGUGAAAGAUUGGGAGAAGUAUGAUAUUGCUGCUGGUUGGCCUGCAAAUGGCCAAAUGAAGUAUGGGAUUAGUAUGUUCCACCAGCUUCACUGUCUGGCCGCUAUCCGAAAAGUCUUUUAUGACAUGCUGCAGGGUACCUUUGACAAGGAGAAGUUUCUAGCCGCCGACGUGAAUGUGGGUUCCCCGGAUUUCGUGCCCAACGGCCACGGUCUCUGGCAUGCCCAGCACUGUUUCAACUAUGUGAGACAAGGGCUUCAAUGCGCAGGCGACAUGUCAUUAGAGAUCCCAACAUAUUUUAACGGGACGCCUAUAGUGGUUGGCUGGAAUAGUCCUCAUAAGUGUCGAAACUGGGAUGCUAUGUGGAGAUAUGCCGAGGAACACGCAUAG